AUGGGUUACAGCAGCUGGAUCCACGACACCAACCUACGGGUUGCGCGCAGCCCCGUGGGGAGAUGGUUUCGACUGGAAAACUCCGGGCAUCCCAGGGAACGAAAGGGUAGCUUCUUCUUCACGGAAAUGCGCGCGGGCCUAGCAACUUUCUUCGCGAUGGCGUAUAUCAUCUCUGUCAACGCCAAUAUCACAUCCAGCACCGGUGGAACAUGUGUUUGCUCCGCAGAGGACUGCUCCACAAAUUCCGAAUAUCUUCUCUGCGUCCAAGAAGUGAAGCGUGACAUGGUUACGGCGACAGCGGCAAUUGCGGCUCUCUCCACUUUCUCUAUGGGUCUCUUUGCGAACCUUCCAAUCGCACUGGCACCGGGAAUGGGCCUGAAUGCUUAUUUCGCAUACACUGUUGUCGGCCCAUACGGAUCCGGGUUGAUUCCGUACAGCGUGGCUUUGACAGCUGUGUUCGUCGAGGGCUGGGUCUUCCUCGGCUUAACGCUGAUCGGUAUGCGACAGUGGUUGGCUCGGGCGCUUCCUGCUUCGAUCAAGCUUGCCACGGGCGUGGGCAUCGGAUUAUAUCUUGCUCUCAUUGGUCUGACAUACAGUGCCGGUAUUGGCUUAGUGCAAGGCGGAGUUGAUACCCCCAUCGAACUGGCCGGCUGCACGAAUGCGCCGCAAUAUCUUGAUGACAACGGAUUGUGCUUAAGCAGUGCAAAAAUGCGAAGUCCAACGAUGUGGGUUGGUAUCUUCUGUGGUGGAUUUCUGACAGCGCUUUUGAUGAUGUACCGAGUCAAGGGUGCUGUUAUCAUCGGUAUUCUGUUGGUCUCGAUCAUUUCAUGGCCCCGAACGACUCCUGUCACAUACUUUCCGUACACUGACUUGGGAACGAGCAUGUUCGAUUUCUUUAAGCAAGUCGUGACGUUCCACCCUAUCAAGCAUACUCUGGCUGCCCAGGAGUGGAAUAUCUCUGGCCACGGGUCACAAUUUGGUCUUGCGUUUAUCACAUUCUUAUAUGUUGAUAUUCUGGACACGACUGGAACCAUGUACUCUAUGGCUCGGUUCGCAGGUGCCAUCGAUGAACAAACCCAGGACUUCGAAGGCAGUGCGGUCGCCUACAUGGUCGACGCAAUCUCCAUCUCAAUCGGAUCUCUCCUGGGUAGUCCCCCAGUAACAGCGUUUGUUGAAUCCGGCGCUGGAAUUUCGGAAGGCGGAAAAACUGGCCUAACGUCCUGCAUGACGGGCUUUGCAUUCUUCAUCUCUGUCUUCUUCGCUCCAAUCUUCGCUUCCAUACCUGCAUGGGCGACCGGCUGCACACUCGUGAUUGUGGGUGCGCUCAUGGCCAAAUCUGCCGCCGAUAUCAACUGGCGAUACUACGGCGACGCGAUCCCGGCCUUUUUGACGAUCGCAAUCAUGCCUUUUACUUACAGCAUCGCGUACGGACUCAUUGCGGGCAUUCUCAGCUACAUUCUUCUCAACGGUAUUGCAUGGUCUCUCGAAAAGGUCAGCGGAGGUCGAAUCGUUCCUCCGAAUAAGGAUGAGUCGGACCCCUGGUCUUGGAAACUGCCCGGUGGUAUCUUGCCGCCCUGGGUUAAGCGUGCUGCUCGGGGCCAAAAGGACUUUUGGCGACGGGAUGAAGAGUCUCCGGAGCUCCAGCUUGAGGAAUCUGGCUCUUUCAAUUCGUCACAGCAGGAGCGUGUGGCUAUCGAGAAGGGUCAUAAGUCUGGAAACCCGUAG
Molecule: messenger RNA, 1725 nt
Organism: Penicillium pulvis
Lineage: Eukaryota; Fungi; Ascomycota; Eurotiomycetes; Eurotiales; Aspergillaceae
Product: NCS2 family permease
Exons: 3
Coding region: 1-1725 (574 amino acids)
Biological process (GO): transmembrane transport
Cellular component (GO): plasma membrane
Molecular function (GO): purine nucleobase transmembrane transporter activity
Source: RefSeq, a predicted model, not a curated record